AUGGGUGAUAAAGGAGAUGGAGAAACCUUUGACGAUGCAGUUGAGGAAAGGGUUAUCAAUGAAGAGUAUAAAAUAUGGAAGAAGAACACACCGUUCUUAUACGACCUGGUCAUGACACACGCUCUGGAAUGGCCCUCCUUAACGGCACAGUGGCUACCAGAUGUCACCAGACCUGAAGGAAAAGAUUACUCUGUUCAUAGAUUAAUAUUGGGUACUCAUACAUCAGAUGAACAAAACCACCUUCUGAUUGCUAGUGUGCAACUUCCAAAUGAAGAUGCACAAUUUGAUGCAAGUCACUAUGACAAUGAUAAGGGUGAAUUUGGUGGUUUUGGAUCAGUUUCUGGUAAAAUAGAUAUAGAGAUCAAAAUUAACCAUGAGGGUGAGGUGAACAGAGCAAGAUACAUGCCACAGAAUCCUUGUGUGAUUGCAACUAAGACACCUUCAUCUGAUGUGCUAGUGUUUGAUUACACAAAGCAUCCCUCUAAACCUGAGCCUUCUGGAGAAUGUCAUCCAGAUCUAAGAUUGCGUGGUCAUCAAAAAGAAGGAUAUGGAUUGUCAUGGAAUCCCAAUCUUAAUGGUUAUCUUCUAUCUGCAAGUGACGACCACACGAUCUGCCUGUGGGAUAUCAACGCGACGCCCAAGGAGGGGCGCGUGAUAGAGGCCAAGUCGGUGUUCACCGGACACACGGCGGUGGUGGAGGACGUGGCGUGGCAUCUGCUGCACGAGUCGCUCUUCGGCUCCGUGGCAGACGAUCAGAAACUCAUGAUUUGGGAUACUAGGUGUAACAAUACCUCUAAGCCAUCGCACACCGUGGAUGCGCACACGGCGGAAGUGAACUGCCUCAGCUUCAACCCCUACUCCGAGUUCAUACUGGCCACAGGCAGUGCUGAUAAAACGGUGGCGUUAUGGGACUUACGUAACUUGAAAUUGAAGUUGCAUUCGUUCGAAUCACACAAGGAUGAAAUUUUCCAAGUGCAGUGGUCUCCGCACAACGAAACUAUUCUUGCUUCAAGCGGCACCGAUAGGAGACUACACGUAUGGGAUCUAUCCAAAAUUGGUGAAGAGCAAACCGCAGAGGAUGCGGAAGAUGGACCACCAGAACUGUUGUUCAUACACGGAGGUCACACCGCCAAGAUAUCUGACUUCUCAUGGAAUCCCAAUGAACCUUGGGUCAUUUGUUCUGUCUCUGAGGAUAAUAUAAUGCAGGUGUGGCAAAUGGCGGAGAACAUCUACAACGACGAGGAGCCGGAGACGCCCGCGUCGGAGCUGGAGUCGGGCGUCAACGUCAACCACGGC
Molecule: messenger RNA, 1296 nt
Organism: Brenthis ino (lesser marbled fritillary)
Lineage: Eukaryota; Metazoa; Arthropoda; Insecta; Lepidoptera; Nymphalidae
Source: the annotation of a GenBank genome assembly